GCUGGCGGGGACAGGCACGACCUGUCUGUCCUUCAGUCUUGGACCUUCCACCGGUCCCGCUGCUUUGGACAGGAGCGCUAGUGGGAGCUGAGGCGGCAGCGGUGGCAGCACAGGUUGCAGUGACCAGGACGGCAGCAGAAGCGCCAUGUCCGAGUCGCCCCCUCAGGGUGCCGAGCGCGACCUUUACCGGGACACGUGGGUGCGAUACCUGGGCUACGCCAAUGAGGUGGGGGAAGCCUUCCGCUCCAUGGUGCCAGCAGCUGUGGUGUGGCUGAGCUAUGGUGUGUCCAGCUCCUACGUACUGGCCGAUGCCAUUGACAAAGGCAAGAAGGCAGGAGAGCAGACGCCAAGCCCUGAAGAAGGCCGCAGCACCAGGGUGACCAUAGCCGUGGUGGACACCUUCGUGUGGCAGGCCCUGGCCUCUGUGGCCAUCCCAGGAUUCACUAUCAACCGUGUGUGUGCUGCCUCUCUCUACAUGCUGGGCACUGCCACCCGCUGGCCUCUGGCCGUCCGAAAGUGGACCACCACCGCCCUGGGACUAUUGGCCAUCCCCGUCAUCAUCCAUCCCAUCGACAGGUCGGUGGACUUCCUCCUGGACUCCAGCCUGCGCAAGCUCUAUCCCUCAGUGCAGAAGCCCAGCUCCUCCUGACCCCACCCUGGUACCGGGCCUGGGGGUUGGCCCACCCCCUGCUCUGUUCCAACUGCCUCCUCCUGAUGGGGGAUGCGAUGCCUGGCUCCCUGGGGUCUGAGGCCCUGGCACCUGAGUGGGUUUGAGCUGAAUGGAAACUGAGAGACAAAGGCCUCAGGGAGCGGCGGCCGCAGCGACUGGCAGACAGGGGCGGGACCUGAACCCCGUCUUCCUCCAUGAAAUUCGUCAUACUAAGUGGGAGUGGACCCUGGGCGGGCCCAGCCCUGUCUUUUGACAGGAAAGCAGCAUCCUCCCAUGGAGGAUAAGGGGACUGAGGCCCACAGAGGGCAAGGACUAUGGCCAACAUCACUUGGCACGCUGGGGACCCAGGACUCCCAGUGGCUUGGCCGAGUCCCCCCAUGGCAGCGUGGCUGGACGGAGGAACAGGAGGCCCUGGGAGGAAUGCAAGAGUGCAGUAGUGGGGACCCUGAGGGCUGAUUCUCUGGCCAGCCUGUCCCUGGGGUGGGGUCGCUGGGGCCUGGCUGGAAGGCAGGACAGCCCUGGUCCAAUAAAUCCUUACGACAUUG
Molecule: messenger RNA, 1215 nt
Organism: Rhinolophus ferrumequinum (greater horseshoe bat)
Lineage: Eukaryota; Metazoa; Chordata; Mammalia; Chiroptera; Rhinolophidae
Gene: MTFP1
Product: mitochondrial fission process 1
Exons: 4
Coding region: 146-649 (167 amino acids)
Biological process (GO): mitochondrial fission
Cellular component (GO): mitochondrion
Source: RefSeq, a predicted model, not a curated record